This is a messenger RNA of Chrysemys picta bellii (western painted turtle), 4214 nucleotides long. NCBI's taxonomy places the organism in Eukaryota, Metazoa, Chordata, Testudines, Emydidae. The record is from RefSeq and is a predicted model, not a curated record.
UCCUGCCGGUGCCUCGGAGCGGGUGCACAGACCCGGUCUCUGCAAAGCGGCUCGCGUGGGCUACUUGGAGUGAAAAGGGCCCCGUGGCCCUGAGUGCCCUGCUGGGGCUGCCUGCUGGUGCCCACUGUGCGGGCCUCUCGCUAAGGGAAUGGAGAUGCCAUGUGUCUGAGAGGCUUGAGCCAGAACAUCUGGAAAUAGCCAAGCCACAAGCCCCAGCUUUGACUGUGCUCUGAGCUGCCUCCAGCAUCCCAGAGCGAUUCAAGGGCUGGGAAUCCAGCUGGAGCUCGCUGGCCGUCACCCCUUCCCACUCCAAAGCCGCCUGGCAGCGUCUCCAGGGAACGUACCUGUGACCUCGGUGUCUCUGCAGAUCCCGCCCCAGAGGGUGCCUCUGAGAUGGAGCCAAGUGUUGGGGGCAGAGGAAUCCCAGAUGCUCCUGGCGCGGGCGCUGGGGGCUGGAACAUCAGAGAGGAGCAGAGCGACACGCCAGGAUCCUGGGCAGUGAAAGCAGAGAGCGCGUCCCAGAGCCUGGGCUGUGGGGAGCUCCUGGCCCCGGGGAGCGGCCGUGUCGGGGACGUGCUGCUGAUCUGCACUGAGUGCGGGGAGAGCUUCGGGCAUCACGAGGCCCUGAUCGCCCACCAGCGAGGCCACGCUGGGCAGGGGGCCGGGCUCUUCAGCUGCCCCCAGUGCCAGAAGGGCUUCAAGCACAGAGCCAGCCUGGUGGCGCACCAGCGCGUGCACACGGGCGAGCGCCCCUACGCCUGUGCCCAGUGUGGGAGGGGCUUCCGCUACAAGACCUGCCUGGUGGUGCACCAGCGCGCCCACUCCGGCCAGCGCCCCCACAAGUGCCUGCAGUGCGGCAGAGCCUUCCUACAGCGCGGGGACCUGCGUGCCCACCUGCGCACGCACACGGGCGAGCGCCCCUUUGCCUGCUCUGAGUGCGGCCUCCGCUUCCCGUCCCGCCGGAACCUCGCCUGUCACCAGCGCCAGCACCCGGACCUGGGCCCCCACCAGUGCCAGCAGUGCGGGCGCAGCUUCCGCCACAAGCGCAACUUGGUGCGGCACCAGCGCGGCCAUGCUGGCACCCAGCCCUACCGCUGCCCCGAGUGCGGGGACGGCUUCUGCUACAAACAGAGCUUGGUGGCCCACCAGCGGGAGCACGCCACCCCCCGGCCCUACCCCUGCCCCCAGUGCGGCACCAGCUUCCAGCACCAGGCCAACCUGGCCAUCCACCAGCAGAGCCACGCCCCCCCGGCCACCUACACCUGCCCACAGUGCCAGCAGAGCUUCAAGUACAAGGGCUACCUGCGCAUGCACCAGCGGAAGCACUCGGCCCCCGAGGCCGAGGGGCGGGAGCGCCAGGCCCUGCCCGGCGGCGGGAGGCUCUUUACCUGCGCCCAAUGUGGGAAAGGCUUCAAGAACAACGGCUUCCUCAUCAUCCACCAGCGAGCCCACGCGGCCGGGGCACGGAGCGCCAGCCCCACCUCUUGGGGUACCUAGCCCCUCUACCAGGCCUCGUGCCAUCAGCAAAGGGGCAGCGUUGCCAAGGGAGCUCUGAGCGUGGCCAGGAGGGGCCCAGCGUGCCGACAGGGCACAGUGUUAGAGGGAGGGGAGGGCCGGGCCCCUCAAACCCAGGGUGGCCAACUUGGGCUACUGGGCGUUGUCUGAGUGCUGGGAGAACGGCAGCUUUGGACUCAAAGCACGGCUGUGGUGCUGGCAGGCGAAGGGCUAGUGGGGUGUCUGAGCACAUGGGGUUUGCGGGUUCUGCUGCUGCCCUGCUGCCGGGUGCGUGUCCCAGCCCUGCCUGGUGCCCCCAAUUCUCUCUGGGCCCCUCGGCCCCGUUUGCCCUUCAGGGAAGAGGCUGCUGAGCUGGGCUGGGAAGUCCCUGGAUGUGGCCGCGGAGGGGGAGGGGGGCUGGCUGUCGUGCCACACGCCCAGCUGUGAGGGGCUUUGCCUCGGCACGGCCCCGGGGAGGCGGCUGCUGGAACGCGGAGUCCAGUGCUGGGGGCCGAAGAGCCCCGAGCGUGUGGGGCUGGAGGAGACACCUGCCCGGAGAGGCUCCAGAGCGGCGUCCGGCAGAGAACCAGCCGCUGGCGCAGCGCUGACGCCGCCCCCCUUCCAACUGAAAUAACAGCCCAUUCCCCCCAAACCCCACCCCCACAACAAGCUGCCCAGAUGUGGGAGGCCUGUGCCCUGGCUCAGAGCCUGCCCCCGUGGCCAGGGGAUGGGCAGGGGCCCUGGCCCCAGAGGUGUGGAGCUCCUGCAGGAGGGAGCUGUUAGUGGUUGCUGGAGCCCUGUGGCCAGACCCAGGCAUCCCCCUGGGCUCUGCUCCAGUACAGGGCCGGCUGCAUAGGUCGCCUUGCUGGAGCAGAGGCAGGGCCAGCCCGCCGUGGCUAAUCACAACCUCCCCGCUGAGGCUGGUGUUUCAGGGGCUGGUGCUUACCUGGGCCCCAGGCGAGCCAGCAAGUGCUCAGUAGGCUGAGAGCUGGGAGGCUCCUUCAGGAGCGUCUGGGCCAGGGGCCAGCCCCCAGCUUGGCUCCACUCGACCCCCAGGCUGAGGGGCUCCAGCGGCCAGAGCUGGGGGGAGAUCGGCCCCUGCAGCCCCGGGCUGGGGGAGGGACACGGCGGGUGUGUUUGGAGAGAUAAAGCUGAAGUGCUGCAGACAGGGCCUGGGAUCCGGCUGGUGCGUGUUCUGUGCUGCAGGCGCCGCUGAGCUCACUCACAGCGAAGUGAUCCCCCUGCCCUCUAGGCCUCCCCUCGCACCUGGGGCUCCUGGCCUAAUGCGCAGCCGCUGGGGUCCAGAGCGUCCCCUGGCCUGGGGCUGGGGUCCAGAGUGUCCCCCCCCCAUUCAACACACCUCGAGCUGUGCAGGGGGAGAAGCAGGAAGCCUGGGGCUGACCAGCUAUCCCAGCAGAGCCCGCGGGGCUCUGACCGCACCCCCCGUCUCCCAGUCCGAAGAGCUUUCUGGGCAGAGCCCGUAGCUCUGUGUGCCCCAAGAGUGCACUUGCCUUGACCUAUAGCUGUAUUUAUUGUAGGCAGAGCCGACAGCCUGGAUGCCCCACGGGGCCUGGCCGUCCCAUUGUAAAAGUGUCUGGUUCCCGUAGCUUAGAGCCUUACCAGGCUGCAGUUCCCCCGCUGGGUGUCUGCCUCACGCUGAACCCUAUUGGAAAGCUUCAGCAGCUGCUGCAGCCGUGUCCGAGCGGGGUCAGCGGAAAUGCGCCUGCUUGCCCCGGGGAGACUAUUCUGCUGGGUUGUUGGGAAGCUCCCUGCCUUGGCGCAGGGACUGGAGCCAGGGAUGUCCCUUUUGCUGUUCCCAUGGAAAGUCAGCAAGUGACAAGCCUGGAGCAGUUGUGGUUCACGUGCGCAGUAGAGGAUGGGCAAGGCCCAGAGCCAGCUCCAGGGAGGUGACUGGCUAAGCAUCGCGCACAACCGCUGAGACGGGCAGACGCCACUUCUCCAGGCAACAGUCAGCUGCCUUACCCAUGAACCCAUCCUCCCCCAAUCCCCGUCUCGUUCAAUGCGCACCUUCACCCUCCUGCAGCCAGUCCUGCCGAGCACAGCUGGGUUUGUCCCCACGGCCCUGGCCGUCCUGUGCCCCCAAGGAGGCGGGGACCUGUGGGAAGUACAGUGUGUGAUCCUAAUGCCGACCCCCAAGGGACCAAGGGAUGGCAGGAAAGCUUCACUCUGGCAUCUCCUAACUUCAGGGCUGGGCUUUCACACCCUCAUGCUCUUCCGAUGUAUUUAUUAAAUAAUGUUAAAUCCCCUCCAGCUGCCCAUCCAUGGCCAGCGUGUGACUGGGUUGGGUGUGGGGGUGUCACGUCUUUACACAAUGCGCACGCGGGCUGUGGAACUCACUGCCACAAGGCAUUGGGGAGAGCCAGCACCUAGCAGGACUCAAAAGGGGGCUGGGCAUUUCCCUGGGGAGUGAGAACAUGGUGCUUGGAGAGGAAGGGAGCUGGGAGAAAGACUGCUGCUCUGGGGCUGAGCCUGCCUCUCCCAGCAGGGCCAGGGACUGCACUGGGGCUGCCGUCACCCUUGGCUAGUGAGAAUGGGGAGGGAUGCAGAUCCCGGAAAAAGGCUGAAGUGACCAGGCGCGGCACAGCAAGGUCCCACAGCAGAGUCGGUCUCUUCCUGGCAGAUCCAAGUCCACGUCCGAUGGGCAGAGCUCAGCACGACUGUUGUAUUCCUUUCGCUGGAAUAAAAGCCCCUAGUCGCAA